Molecule: messenger RNA, 2115 nt
Organism: Spirodela intermedia
Lineage: Eukaryota; Viridiplantae; Streptophyta; Magnoliopsida; Alismatales; Araceae
Source: the annotation of a GenBank genome assembly
AUGAUCCCGUCUGCUCAGUCGUCGGCGUCCCUCUCCACUCUGCCGUCGGCGAUCUGUCGCCGCCGGCAGGAUUCCAGGCGAUCCACGGAGAAAGAGAUCGCGAAUUCAUCUGUUUCUGACCUCCCGCUGUUUCGCCGGAGAAUCUCUCUCCGUGUCGUCAAAUGUGGCUCCGUGGAGAGCGGGCUGUACCCCAAACCGCGGCGGAAACCUGCUCCGGCCACCACCGGGGAGCUUGAUACUGAGCAGAAGCUGGCGACUCGAUCCUCGAAGGAGAAUUGGGGGAUCUGUCUGCAGAUCGAGAAGCUGGUCUUCUUCAAAAGGUACCAUGAAGCCCUAGAACUGUUCGAGAUCGUCCGAGCGAGGGUCUGCGGCGACCACGCCGUCGGCCGGAGCACCUACGACGCCCUGGUGAGCGCCUGCAUCGGAGCAGGAUCGAGCAGAGACGCGAAGUUGCUCUUCCACCACAUGCUUGAGACGAGCUUCGAGUUCGACCAGUACAUUAGGAACCGCGUCCUGCUGAUGCACGUCAAGUGCGGGAUGAUCCUCGACGCUCGCCACCUGUUCGAUGAACUGACCGACAAGAACCCGAUCUCCUUCAAUAUCAUGAUCUCCGGACUCGUCGACGCAGGUGAUCACGAGGAGGCAUUCAAGUUGUUCUUGCUGCUGUGGGAGGAGCUUUCGGAUGCCAGCUCCCGGACAUUCGCGUCGGCUCUCCGAGCUGUCGCCGGAUUGGGGCGAGCAUUCUCCGGCCGGCAGCUCCACGCCUGCAUCAUCAAAAUGGGUCUUCCGGCAGAUAUCUUCAUCUCCUGCGCGCUCAUUGACAUGUACAGCAAGUGCGGCAGCAUCGCAGAGGCUCACUGGGUGUUCGACGAAAUGCCGGAGAAGACCGUCGUCGGAUGGAACACCAUCAUCGCCGGAUACGCCCUCCAUGGCUACAGUGAGGAAGCUUUGGAUGUCUACUACGAGAUGCGCCGAUCCGGAGUCAAGAUGGAUCACUUCACCUACUCCAUUAUCAUUCGAAUCUGCGCCAGGCUCGCCUCACUGGAGCACGCCAAGCAGGCCCACGCUGGACUGGUCCGCAACGGGUUUAGCCUGGAUAUUGUGGCUAACACCGCCUUGGUGGAUCUCUACAGCAAAUGGGGCAGAAUGGAGGAUGCAAGGAACCUCUUCGACAAGAUGCCUCGCAGGAAUCUCAUCUCCUGGAACGCCCUGAUCGGAGGUUACGCCAAUCACGGCCAGGGAAAGGAGGCCGUCGCCAUGUUUGAGCAGAUGCUGAGGGCAGACAUGGCCCCUAACCACGUCACAUAUCUUGCCGUUCUGAGUGCCUGCGGGUACUCGGGCCUGUCUGCAGAAGGGUGGGAGAUCUUUGAAUUGAUGACUCUGAAGCACAAGAUCAAGCCGAGGGCGAUGCACUACGCCUGCAUGAUAGAGCUGCUGGGGAGAGAUGGCCUCCUGGAUGACGCUCUUUCUCUGAUCAGAGGAGCUCCCUUUGCUCCCACUGCCAAUAUGUGGGCGGCCCUUCUCACCGCUUGUAGAAUCCACAAGAACCUGGAGCUUGGGAAGCUGGCUGCUGAGAAGCUCUACGGGAUGGAGCCGGAGAAGCUGAGCAACUACGUUGUGCUUCUGAACAUAUACUACAGGUCCGGGCGAUCAGAUGAAGCUGCCAAGGUUUUGGAAACCCUGAAGAGGAAAGGGCUGAGCCUGCACCCAGCCUCUAGCUGGAUAGAAAUAAAGAAGCAGCCCUACAGGUUUCUCUUUGCAGAUAAAUCCCACCCUCAGAGAGAUGAGAUCUAUGGAAGAUUGGACGAGCUGAUGGUGCAGAUUGCUGCAAUGGGUUAUUCCCAAGAGGAAAAGUCCUCCUUGCUCCCUGAUGUGGGGGAGCACGAGGAGCACCUGCCUAGGUAUCACAGCGAGAAGCUCGCCGUUGUUUAUGGGCUCAUGAGCACGCCGGAGGGGACUUCACUGCAGGUCGUACAGGGCCACCGGAUCUGCAGCGAUUGCCAUGGUGUGAUCAAGCUGAUAUCCAGGAUCACAGGGAGGCACAUUGUUGUUAGGGAUGCAAGCAGAUUCCAUCAUUUUAAGCAGGGUUCAUGCUCCUGUGGUGACUACUGGUGA